AUGAGCCUUCGCUAUAAACCGAGGAAAAACUCCAUAAGGAAGCCAAAGGUGAAUCCUCUGAGUGAUCUUAUCGGAACGGAGAGGAAAUACCUUGAUAAUUUGAAAAUGUUGCUACAGCGAGUCACAUCACCCUGGAGUUCAGAUAAUUUACCUCCGCCUGGAUCGGAAGCGUUGUUUCAGUGCAUGGAGGAAAUUUACAAGAUAAAUCAAAACUUUUACUUGAAACUAGCGAAGCUUGGUGGCGACAAGAAAUCAGCAAAGGAUCUCGGUGAUACAUUGAUCAAUUGGAUAGAUGAAAUGGAAGGAUCAUACACGGAUUAUUGCCUAGAGUUUCAACAGGUUAUUGGAAUUCUGCCGGAGAUCGAAGGACACGUAGCAUUGCAGCAAGCACUAAGCGACAUUUCUGCGGAGAUUAAUCUUCCGGUGUCGUUGGGCUUCUUCACCGAGAUGCCGAUGAAGAGGAUUCGUUAUUAUAAAAGAUUAUAUUCACGUAUGCUUAAUCUUACCGAACCUGGAUGUUCGGAUCAUGAGAUCUUAUUGACCGCGAAUAAUCGUAUCGACGCAUUAAUUGAACUGGGGAAGCGAUCGGGGGCGUUGACCCAAAACGGAAAGGCCAGGGUGCUGGCGGAUAUACCUGCACGAAAUUCUUCGCCACCAAAAACCUCAACAGUUAUUCCACCCGUCCUCCGAAAUAAAAAGAAAUUCGAUUCACUCGAAAAUCAUGAAAACACUUUUCCGGUAGUGAACAAGGAAUCUCCUUCAGUAGCCGAACAACCUCGGGAGGAUGGUUUAAAACAGGAAGAUCGAUCAAAUCAAGAUUCCUCCGAGCCACAGUUGACAAAGGUUUGGACUUUGUCGGAAUUGGAAAAGUGUAUUGACUAUUCUCGAGUGAUAGAUUUGAUUUCCAGGGAGGUCAGGAAUAUGUCGGUUUCUUUGCUGCCACAAAAUUUACCGUUCGAUAGAAGGCUAGUUUUGCACUCUGAUUUUGUUAUGGAAAUUCCGAAAAUCCAAGAAUCUCAAGGCAGUACCAGGGCCUACAUCAACGCACACAUAUUCCUGCUGACCGAUCUUAUGUUGAUCUGCCAACCGAUCGAACCAGAGGUAAAACGAAAGAACCCGGAUCUCGAAUUCUAUCUAUUGUAUCCGCCGUUGAGCGGAAGGCAUUUAUCGGUCGCCGAUAUUAGUGACGAAGGAGAAAUGAUAGAAAUAUCUCUCCUGAAUAAAGAGACGCUGGUAUUAUUCCCGGCCGAUGCGGAGACCAAACUUGCUUGGUUGAAUGAAUUAUCAAAAAUUAUAGAGUUUGCAAAUAAUCCAAGGCGAACAAUCAGCAGUUUCGUGAGGAAUACUCGACUUUUGCAUGGUCUGAAGAAAAGCUCAAGCUUGGGAACACUGUCGAGGUCACCAUCGUAUAGAGAAGCUGGUGGUCAAGAAUCGGAGUCACCUGAAGAUCAAUAUGUCACCACGAAAUCUGAUCACAAGACCUCGACUGGUGCUGACUUCGCGUCAUCUCCUGAUAACACAAAACCAGUAGUACCACAUGAUAACCGCUCGGAUUCCAAGAUAAUAUCCACACAAAUACCCCUUGAAACAGGUGUUCCAAAAUCUGGGGAAAUGAUGCUGAAGAUACCCUCGAAAACCGAAUUACUGCCAUACGGCAAUCUCACGAGAUCCAACACGACAUCGAAAGUUGGACUUCCGGUCGGUUCUAAUCGGAACAGAGAUAAGAAGGGUAUGCGACGUUCGUCUACUCCAGAACCUCCUCGAGGCUCGGGUGGAAAAUAUCCAGGAGAUUAUACGCCAAGUGAAAUUAUCAAGGAUCGAAGUCACAUUCAAGAGCGCAAUAGCGAUCCCACAUUCAACUCUCCAACGCGAGAAUUGACACCCAUAACGCGUGAGCGUUCAAUUCGUUCAACAAGAAGCGUGGAAAAGUUCGAGGAAAUCAUUUGCAGGAUAUCAUCACGUAGUGUUGAUCGUUGGGGUGACGGCAGAUGGGAACCACUGACCGUAGAAGACGAUUUUAUCGCCGAGGUCAAGAUCACCUCCGCGAACGCGGGAUGCUGGACCAUUCUGUUGCAACAGACCGAUCAGAUGAUUCUCAACUCGUGGAUACACCCGGGCACCACCAUACACCUAGACUCUCCGACACACGUCAGCAUAUCAUGUGACAUCGGACAGAGCAUGGAAUAUUACCGCGUCACUUGUCUCAAUCCUGAAGACGCGGAACGAUUUUUUGAGAAUCUGAAUAGGGUCAAGAGUUUGUCGAACAAAAACGUUGUGAUGCAGGGGAUCUUAAAAUCCCGUUCAUCAUCGUUGCAAAAAAGUGAGGUCAAAGACACUCGGGUUUCUACAAUGCGAUGGUACCCACUUACGCGUUUGGAUUCACUGCAAUCAAGUGAAACAGAGGACCAAGAACCCGAUUUUAAUUCAGAGCAAAUGAUGGAGGAGAAGAUUAAGGUGUUUUUGCAGAAAGGUUACGGUGCAUGGACGAAUCUCGGAUGGGGCACGAUGAACUUGUCGGUGGAGGCAUCGCAACGGAAGAGAAUUAUUAUUAAUAGUAACAAGCAAAAAGCGAAAUUGAUAGACGCCAUACUGUUGGAUGAUGGAGUGGAGAGAAUAGGUAAAACAAAUAUUGCCAUCACCCUGAAUCGCAUUGAUACAACCAGGAGGAUUGUUUACAUGAUGCAGCUGAAGGACGAGAAAACAGCUGAACGGACGUUUCGUUUCAUGAAGAAAAUUGACGGUCAAAUUCGAUGA
Messenger RNA from Acaulospora colombiana, 2754 nucleotides. NCBI's taxonomy places the organism in Eukaryota, Fungi, Glomeromycota, Glomeromycetes, Diversisporales, Acaulosporaceae. The record is from the annotation of a GenBank genome assembly.